Messenger RNA from Plasmodium gallinaceum, 2415 nucleotides. It is a transcript of the gene ClpY, whose product is annotated as ATP-dependent protease ATPase subunit ClpY, putative. Gene Ontology annotation, molecular function: ATP hydrolysis activity; ATP binding; peptidase activity. The record is from RefSeq and is a predicted model, not a curated record. Lineage: Eukaryota; Apicomplexa; Aconoidasida; Haemosporida; Plasmodiidae. The transcript has a single exon. Gene Ontology annotation, cellular component: HslUV protease complex. Bases 1 to 2415 code for a protein of 804 amino acids.
AUGAAAAAUCUUGAUGCUCGUAAAUUUAUUAAGUUAUUUAAUAUUUUGAAUAAAAAGAAAAAAUAUCCUUAUUUUAAUUUAAAAUAUUUAAAAAAUAUAAGAAAUGGGAAAGAAGGAUAUGAUCUAAUGUCAAAUUAUAUAAAUGCCAAUAAAGGAAGAAUAUUAAAUGAUACAAUAAAAUGUAGAUAUGAAAAUAUAAUGACAAAGUUAACUACAAAUAUUACAGAAUUCAAUAAAGCAAUAAAUAAAAUAAAUAGUGAAAAUAUAUUAACUCCAUAUAACAGUACAAAGUAUAAAAAUAGUUUUAAUGUUAAUAAAAAAAACCAUGAUUUAUUAAUUGAAAUAACUUAUAAGAAUAGUGAAAAUACAAAUAUAAAUAAAAGUAAUAGUAGAAAAAAUGAUCUUAAAAAUAAUGAUAAAAAUUCUAAAUUAAUGAUAAUAGAAAGUUAUAAUAAAAAAAACAUAGAAGCAAAUAAAAAAAAAGUUAUAAACAAAUCUUCUGAUAAAUUAUUAAACAAUGAUGAACUAAAAAUAUUUGGUUCCACUGGGAAAAAAAAAAGAUAUUCAUUAAAUGAAUAUAAAGAAGGAAAAAAAGAUAAAAAUGAUGAUCAAGGAGAAAUAUAUGGAAAUCAUUUAAAAGAAGUAAAUUAUGAUAAUUUAAAUUUAGAAAAUAAAGCAAAUGAAUAUGAGAAAGAAUCUAUAGAUAAUAUUAAUAAUAACAAUAAUAUUAAAGAUGAAGAAGUAAGUCAUUUAAAUACAAAUGAAGUAAAUUAUAAAGAAGUUUCUUCAUAUAAUGAAAGUGAAAACGUAAAUAAUAAUGAAAAUUGUUCUAAGGUAAAGAUCACUAAAGAAAAUAUAAUAAAUAUAAAUGAGAUAAAAAAAGAAUCAAAAAAAGGAAAAAACCAAAAUAAAAUAUUUACUGAAGAUGAUAAUAUAGGAAGUAAUGAAAAAAAUUUAAAGGAAAAUAUGAUUAAUGAAGAGAAUGUUAAGGAAAUAAAUGAAAAAGAAGAAAUAAAAACCAAAAAACAAGAUAAUACAAAAAAAGGAAAUGAAAAUAUCAAUUUCCAGAUGAAAAAUAUUAAAUCAAAUAAAAAAUGUUUAUAUCCCCAUGAAAUUGUGGAAUAUUUAAACAAAUACAUUAUAGGACAAACUGAAGCAAAAAAAGUCGUAGCAAAUGCAUUAAGACAGAGAUGGAGAAGAAUUCAAGUAGAUGAAGAUAUGAAAAAAGAUAUAAUUCCUAAAAACAUUUUAAUGAUUGGUCCUACAGGUGUAGGAAAGACAGAAAUAGCUAGAAGAAUUUCUAUGUUUGUUGAUGCUCCAUUUAUAAAAGUAGAGGCAACAAAAUUUACAGAAGUUGGUUUUCAUGGUAAAGAUGUAGAUCAAAUUAUAAAAGAUUUAGUAGAGAUAGCAGUGAAAAGACAAAAAACAAAAUUUGAAAUAGAGAUAAGAGAACAAGCUGAAGAAACUGUAGAAAAUAUUAUUUUAUAUUCUUUAUUAGGGAAUAUAAAAGAGGAAGAAAAAAACAUAUGGAGAAAAUAUUUAAGAGAUGGUUCAUUAGAUGAUAAAGUGAUAAGUAUAGAUAUACCGAAUUAUAUAAAUAAUAAUAUUUUUUCCAAUGAUUCUGUCGAAAAUGCUGUAAAAGAAGCAUUAAGUAACCAUCAAAAUAUAAAAAGUGUAAAAAUUAUACAUCAAAAUAUUAAUAAACAAAAUGAUAAAAAAACAAUGACUAUAAGAGAAGCUAAGCAAAAACUAUUGCAACUAGAAAUUGACUCUUCAAUGAAUCAAGAAGUUAUUUUAAAAACAGCUAUUAAUUCAGUUGAAGAAGAAGGAAUUGUUUUUAUUGAUGAAAUUGAUAAAAUAUGUUCUAAAUCAAAUUCUUCAUAUAAUGGCCCUGAUGCAAGUGCUGAAGGAGUUCAAAGAGAUUUACUACCAUUAAUUGAGGGAUGCGUAAUAAACACAAAAUAUGGAAAUAUAAAUACUAAUUAUAUUUUAUUUAUAGCAUCAGGAGCAUUUCAAAGAGUCAAACCAAACGACAUGUUAAAUGAAUUACAAGGAAGAUUACCUGUCCAUGUUACUUUAUCUAGCUUAACUAUUAAAGAUUUUAUUGAAAUAUUGACUAAAACUCAUAAUAAUUUAAUACAGCAAAAUAUAGCUUUACUAAAAACAGAAGGAAUUGAUUUACAAUUUACUGAAGAUGCCAUAGAAACUAUUGCAAAUGCUGCUCAUGACAUGAACUUUUAUAUUGAGAAUAUUGGAGUGCGUAGAUUGCAUACAAUUAUUGAAAAAAUUAUGGAGGAUAUUAAUUAUGAUGUUUACAAUUAUGUUAACCAAACUGUAGUUAUUGAUAAAGAAAAAGUGAAGAAAUCAUUAGAAGGCUUUAUAAAGCAGUAUGACUUAAAAAAGUAUAUAAUUUGA